Messenger RNA from Leptosia nina, 285 nucleotides. NCBI's taxonomy places the organism in Eukaryota, Metazoa, Arthropoda, Insecta, Lepidoptera, Pieridae. The record is from the annotation of a GenBank genome assembly.
AUGAGGUUGUUUGUCGCAGCGGCGCUACUGUGCGUGUUAUUGGUUGCUACUGAAGCAGGGGCAGCGAAAAAUCAAGAGUCAAGAAGAAAGCGGAUUGAUUCCGAUUCCGUUUCUGAUUCUGAUUCAGAAGAAACUGAAUGGCCCAAGCCUCAAGCGAUAAGUAACUUCCCCGUACCUGAUUCGUUUGCUAAAGCACCCGGCGAAACCGUUGGGGAUGAUGGGCCUGACGAAACGUCGCCACCUUCAGCCGGAAGACACAGACCACAAAGAUUCCGCAGACAUUAA